AUGGAGGUUGAAGGUCAAGUUGAGUCGUAUGGUCAUUUCAGUUUCUCUUCAAGUGGUCUUGAUAGCAAGGCCCUUGAUGAUAUUCAGACCUCUAUCCACAAACUCCCAAGCGAUGCUAAGACGGCUUUUUUACAAGGUAUGCCUCGGCCAGCAACGUGGAGAAUGAACUUGGUGGCCUUGUCGCAAAAGUAUAAUAUGUACUUCGUGGCAUAUCUGGAUACGAUACACAUCACAAGACCUCGAACACUCAAGCAAAUGCUGCCCGGUGUACCAGACAUGAUUCUUCGAUUACCAAAGUCGGGCAAUGCAGGUUCUGGAUACGUUUACCAAUCUCGCCCGCAUUGUGUUAACAAUAUGAUUAUUGGCAAUCUGGGCAACAAAGAGAUACUGUUGUUCUGUUGCGAUGAUGGGGAUGUAACGGCAUAUUAUACGGACCUCCUAGCAGAAGAGCUUCAACAAGAGGUUGAAAGUACAGCUGAUUCAAUUCCGAUCGCUAGCACGCAACCAUUUUUUCUCGAGAAUGUCGGGAUAAGUGCUUGGGGUAUUGCUAUUCAUCAAAAAUCGCGCUUGAUUGCAGUAAGCUCUAAUAAACAAGAAGUCACUGUCUUUAUUCAUGGCACCUCUAGUAGUGAGCUUUGCGAUUGCGCUGUGAUUGGCACCACAUACGAUGUUAUCAACGACCCCCUGACAUUUCGAGUUAAGGCCAAAUCCCAGAGAGGAUUUCCUAAGGACUGUUGUUCCAAAGGUUUCAGUUAUGAGACGAAUGGACCUUUUACAAACACUACAUUUCCCUUGAGAUAUUCUACCCAGCUUGAAAGACAUGAUGGACAUUCCGUAAUUCAAGGCCCGUAUCUACCAGGAACACCAUGUCCCCGUAAUUUUAGAAUCAUCCUCAAGCCAGCCGGACCUAGUCACAACAUCCCUGCCAUUGAUUUCAAUGAUGACGAUAAAACUGGCUUGGCUAAAUCGAUUAUAGCUACUGAUAUUCUGGGUAGCAUGUGGCUGUUAGAUAUAUGGGAGGAGAACUCUAGAUUGAUUGGCUUACCUCUUGCCCCUGAUCCAGGACCCAGAUUAUCUCAAAUCUUUCAAGAUGCUUUGGGUGAAGAGGAUUUAAAUAGUGUCUGGGUCGAGUCCGUACAGAAUAUCCUUGGCUAUAGGGUUUGUUUGAAUGUUGGUGAAAGAAUGAAGCGAUUUGAAAUGUCUAGCCCAAUCCUGCAAAAUGAUGAAAUGGUUUUGAACUCGGAAGAUGGCUCAGGCUACGAAUCCAUGCUCAGUAACUCGCCGCCAGAUCGAUUAGGGGGGUUGAUUCGACACAUGUAUUCCACUCCGCAAACGAUACGAUCUGCACGAUCUAAUAAUUUCAUGAACCACAUAAGCGAUUUAAAAAGUUGUCACAUUGAUUCUACUUCUCACACAAGUGACAGAGUUGUAAUCCUUCGAACUUGGAUGGACAGCAUUGAACUCGUGCCUUCUUCACCACGCAUGCCUGCAACCAUAUGUACAAAGUGCUUCGAAGGGCAUGAAUCGCCGAGUACAUUUGGGGAGACUUUCCAUAAUAUUACUCGAAUCAAUAUGAUGGCGUUAAUACCGGAACUAUCGCUUGUUGUUGUUGCUUCUCAAAUUGGUCGAGCAGCUCUUCUGACGCUGUCAACGGUGCACGUCGAUUCCAAUUCAGAUCCUAUACCCACCUUUCGUAUCGAAGGUCUUCUUCCACCUGGCACUAAGAAUGACCAUGUUUACAGAGGUUAUCAAGGGUCUAAUGCUCCACUCCUUGGAUUGGCCGUUUCUCCGAUUCAGAAUGGUCAUGGGAUUGAAUUGAACGCUGGAGAGAAUCCAAAGAGGUGGAGACUCAUUAUGCAGGGUUAUGACCAUAUUGUCUGGAAUUAUGAGUUGACUAGGGAUGAGAACAAUAAUUUGCAAAUCUUUUGA
Molecule: messenger RNA, 1929 nt
Organism: Botrytis porri
Lineage: Eukaryota; Fungi; Ascomycota; Leotiomycetes; Helotiales; Sclerotiniaceae
Exons: 5
Coding region: 1-1929 (642 amino acids)
Source: RefSeq, a predicted model, not a curated record